CGCAACAUAACAAAAAUAAAAAACACUCGUCACGUAAUAAAUGAUAACAAAGCAGGAGCAGAAAAUGGCUGAAAGCAACGCCAAGAAGGAGGAAGGCGAAGGCGAAGGCGAAGCCGGAGGGAAUUGGUGGGGCAUGGGUGGACUGUUGAAAACUGUGCAGGAAAAGUCCGGCAGUGCUUGGGUUCAGAUGAGAAGGGAUCUGGGUGAAUUUGGAACUACCAUACAGAGGGACACUGCCCAAGCAGCUGCAUCAACCGCUACACUCAUCAGGGAUCAGCUCAAGGUUCAAGAAGGAGAGGAUGAAGAGAAUGAGGACGUGACGACAACGGCUCGGAUGAAGGUUGGUUUCUCCAAGCUCUUGACGGGUCUCUCUCAGAGUCUCACUCCAACAGAAGGCAACGCCUCUUCAAGGGACGAUGACGUACCCAUGGGUCGGAAGGAUCCUCACAUCUUUGAUAAAGCCAGAGCACGUCUUCACGCAAUGCAGACAGACCCUACCACCUACUGCAGUGAUCCAGACGGUGUUCCAGAAUUCAAAGAGUGGAUGGAGUCCUUCAAUGUGGAAAAUUUCAAGGGAGAGAUAUCAGAACUGUUGGUAGUAAACACCGAUGUGAGAGCACUCUACACCAAACUGGUACCGGCAGCUGUAUCUCAUGUCGAGUUCUGGGGCCGAUAUUUCUACCGGGUGCAGCAGCUGAGGGAGGAUGAAAACCGGCGGAGAGCCCUGAAGGAAAGAGCGGACAUGACAUCAUCACAGAAAUUUGAAGAGGAAGAUCUCGGAUGGGGUGACGAAGAUGACACAUGGGACACUGUACCUGAUGCCUUGAAGAACCAAUCUGGAGUAGAGAAAUUUGUUGUCCUACCUGAAGACACCGACAAGGAAUCGUCAGGGGCCUCCUCUACUGAACAUCAAACAGAAUCACGUACGGACCAACCAACGGAAUCAAACACGGACCAACAAACAGAAUCACCAAUGUCAAGGAUCGCUGAAACGGACUCGAGCGAACGACAACCAUCUCAUUUGUCGUCGUCACCUGUUGAUAAACGGAAAUCAAAAGAAUGUGAAGACGAUAAACCUACGGACCCUGUACCUGAAUGUGACAGUGUAACGAAAGUGGACCAGGACCCGAGUAGACCAGAACCCGAACCAGCCAGCCAAACAAGUGUACUUGAAUCUAGUCCUAGUCCUGUCGUUGAAAAGGAAUCGGAACCUGCUGCGCCCAUCCAAACACACCAAGUGUCUUCCACGCCAGAUGAAUCUAUACCUGAAGCGCCCUCAACCGCAGCACACUUGCAAAGGACAGUUGGGGUGGAGGAAGAGGGGUCGAAGGUUAAAGUUGAUGAACUCCGGCUUGAAGGAUUGACCAUUCAGACAGAGGGUAAACAGGAUGACAGUAAGGCAGAGACGGCAAAGGCUAUGGAACAGACAUCACCAGUCGCAUCGGAAGCAAGCAAUAGAGAAUCGAGUCUAAGUGACGACUGGGAGAAGGACUUUGACGACAUCGAGGUGACGGAGGAAGACCUCAAGAACGCUUCGGUCAAGCUUUCCUCGGGAGCAGUGGGCGAUGAUGAUUUGGACGAGGAUUGGGAGAGCUGGGAGUGACCAAAGGAAAUCUCGCAAAGUGUUUUGCCGGUCAAGCUUAAUUCACAAGCAAUGGACAAUGAUCAUCUGGACGAUUCGGAAACCCGAGAUUGAUUACUCUGCCAAGAUUUUCAUGAGUGACAUCUCGUAUGCUUGGAGCCAGAACGGCAUUAACCCAUUGGGUGGUAUUCUCGAAAGCGGACUAACUUUAGUCCAUGGUUAAAUCCACCGACUAAGUAUGGA
Molecule: messenger RNA, 1825 nt
Organism: Strongylocentrotus purpuratus (purple sea urchin)
Lineage: Eukaryota; Metazoa; Echinodermata; Echinoidea; Camarodonta; Strongylocentrotidae
Product: BSD domain-containing protein 1
Exons: 8
Coding region: 41-1603 (520 amino acids)
Cellular component (GO): cytoplasm
Source: RefSeq, a predicted model, not a curated record